AUGCCUCCAAAUUAUGUUCAACCAAGGGAGAAGCUUAGAAGACUUUUUAUUAAGAUCACAUGUAGGAGAUGUGGUCAAAGUGGCCAUAAUAGGGCAACUUGUGACAGACAGAGCUCAGAAAAUCAACAGGCAAAUGCAUCUUUUGCCCAAAAAGAGGUCCACACUGAAGGAGGGGUAGUUAGAGUGAGGGGCAGAGGACGAGAAAGAGGAAUAGCCAAUGUGGCUCCAGCUGUGGCAAGUGGUAUAAGAGGUUGGCCAAGAAGUAUGCUAAGAGAUAUGGGAAGAGGGUUGGCUAGAGGAACAGGAAGAGCCAAUGAGGCUUCAGCUGUUGCAACUGAAGUUGCUACUUCUUCACAACAAAGUUCCUCUUUCUUUCGUUGGCAAGAGGUGUGGGAAGAGGAAGGGCAAGAUGUUUGGCAAGAGGAAGGGCAAAUACACCAUUGUCAUAGUCAGCUGCACCUACACAAGAGAGCUCAAAUCCAUCUUCAACUUCUGUCACUGCCCAACCUGGUUCCAUAUUCGAACUUCCAGCUAUUAGAGGGGGCACAUUCAAAAGGGCUGCUAUUAGAGGGGGGAACAUUCAAAAAGGCUGCUAUUGGAGGAGGAACAUUCAAAAGGGCUACUAUUGGAGGAGGAACAUUCAAAAGGCCUACACAAGUUCUAUCACAACCAUAUUGA
Prunus armeniaca (apricot) is the source of this 678-nucleotide messenger RNA. The record is from the annotation of a GenBank genome assembly. NCBI's taxonomy places the organism in Eukaryota, Viridiplantae, Streptophyta, Magnoliopsida, Rosales, Rosaceae.